Messenger RNA from Capsella rubella, 783 nucleotides. Its product is annotated as expansin-B4. Gene Ontology annotation, biological process: sexual reproduction. The record is from RefSeq and is a predicted model, not a curated record. The transcript is spliced from 4 exons. NCBI's taxonomy places the organism in Eukaryota, Viridiplantae, Streptophyta, Magnoliopsida, Brassicales, Brassicaceae. Gene Ontology annotation, cellular component: extracellular region. Bases 1 to 783 code for a protein of 260 amino acids.
AUGGCAUUAUCACAUAAAAAUUUCGUUCUUUUGGCUCUUUUCGUAGUCUCCCUAAAGUUUUGUUAUUGUCAAAAUGAGACUAUAGAUGUUGCGGGAUGGGGGGCCGCUGGAGUUACUUGGUAUGGUGAACCUGACGGCGCCGGUAGCACUGGAGGAGCUUGUGGGUACGGUUUCGCGGUUGUUAAUCCACCGUUAUACGCCAUGGUUUCAGCCGGAGGCCCUUCACUGUUCAACAGUGGAUCAGGAUGUGGAACAUGUUAUAAGAUUGCGUGCAGCGGGAAUCCUGCAUGCUCGGGGAAACCUAUAACGGUGACGAUAACCGACGAAUGUCCCGGCGGUCCUUGCACCUCCGAACCAACCCACUUUGAUCUUAGCGGCAGAGCCAUGGGUGCCUUAGCCAGACCUGGCCAAGCCGACCGACUUCGAUCUGCUGGUGUUCUACGUGUUUACUACAAACGAGCGGCAUGUUUAUAUGGAGGAACUAAUAUAGCUUUCCGUAUGGACGCGGGAGCAAAUCCGUUUUACAUAGCAUUUCUUGUCGAGUAUGAAAAUGGUGAUGGAGACUUGGCGUCCGUUGAGAUUCAACCGGCCGGCGGGAGAUUCCUCCGCAUGCAAGAAAUGAGAUCGGCCGUAUGGAAGGUCAACUCUGGCAGUGCUCUAAGAGGUCCAUUCAACAUCAGACUUACCUCUGGUGAGUCUCAUAAAGUAGUCGUUGCUUAUAAUGUCAUUCCGGCAAACUGGAGACCCGACGUAACAUACCGUUCAAUUGUUAACUUUCAUUAG